Molecule: messenger RNA, 2027 nt
Organism: Ectocarpus siliculosus
Lineage: Eukaryota; Phaeophyceae; Ectocarpales; Ectocarpaceae
Source: the annotation of a GenBank genome assembly
AUGUGGGGCCGAGUCUGGGUCUUGCCGCUGUGCACAGUGAUCGUGGUUAUAUUGAGCGCGCCAUCCGCCUCCGGCGCGCCUUGUUCUUGUGGCGGACCAACAUCUGACGCCCCGCUCGAUACGGCCAUCGACGUGUUGGAAUGCGGCUCCGAUGGUGAUGGUCCUCUUCAAUGCGACGAUGGCGUGGUGUGCGUCUGCAAUCUCAGCCCUGAGGUUGCGGUGACCAACCUGUUCGAAGUAAUCAAUGGGGCACCCGCCGAGAUAGAGUGGUACUGCGAACACGAUGGCGCCGAUGGCCACUGCUCACUCUUACGAGUGUACCGCCGACAGUGACUGCACCGCAGAUGCUGACCGCCCAAGCUGUUGUCCGGAGACUGGCCUCUGCUCGUUUGAAUCAACCGAUGGCAGCGCUUGCGGUGAUCCACACAUGACUGGCUUCCUAGGCCAGAAGUUCGACUUCGUUGGCCAGGACGGUCAGUGGUACUCCGUAGUUUCGGACAUGCCGAGUCUCGAAGUCAACAUGCGCGUAACCACCCCUGUUCCAUCCUUGCCUGAGAUCACGUACAUCACCGGAAUCGGCAUCAAGACACAUGACUCUUACGGAUUGGACCACACCAUAGUCAUCACGGUGACGGACCCGCACAGUCUUGAUAGCGCCUGCCCCGUAGGAGGCUCGACGUGUUUGGCAGACGGCGCUCUGACCGUGGAGCUCGAUGGUGAAGUUACUCUUCUUUCUCCUGGAGAGGUUCAGCUCGCACCAAAUGUGGCAAUUUCUGCGGUCAACCUUCCUGGGGCCUGCAGGUCUUUCGGGUUCGAGAAGUACUGGGAGCGCAAGAAAGAAGAAUACGCUCGUGCAGGCCGUCUUCUUUCCUCUCGCACGAAGAUGCAGCAGAUGUCCGACUGGAUUCUUGGUGACCCUACAGCGACUAACAUGGCCGAGUGCACGGAGUACGUGAUGAAAGCGACGGAAGACGACCCGACUGGUUUGUUCGAGCAUGAUUCGGAACACGUGUCGUUCCAAAUCAUGACCCCUAAGGGCAAGCUGCGCCUCAGCCACGGCCGCCUCCACCAGCUUGCCAUGCGUGACCCGACGGAUCGGUUCGAUCUUCCGGAUCACCUAACCUGGCAGAUGAACCUCGCCUUUGACCACGUUGACAUUUCUCCUCAAGCCACGGGUAUCCUCGGCGAGACCCAAGUUCCUACUCUUGACGUGGACGGCAAUCCCAUCAUGCAGGGCAUGUCCGCUAUCCGUGGGCUGGAAGACGACUACCUCGUCGAGGGCCCUGUGGAAACCAAGUUCACCGCAGCCCACGUCCACGCCUAGGUCAUCCGUCGGCCGAAGUCUUGGGGAUUGUGCCCUAUCCAAUCUCACAUUUUGUUGUAAUAUUCGAUUCUGUUUUUUUUGCUGGGUUCCCUUGAGAACGACCCGUUCUUGGGCGUAAUACCAAGGGCCGCUUUAAUUAAAAUAGUGAGGACGCAGAGCCCACUCAUCGUGUGGUGUAGCUUUGUGAGAGCGGUGAAUUGCCACAAUUCGUGGCUCUUCGCAUUUUUGCCGGCAAGUUGCUUGUGGCUCCAGGAUGGUUUUCUGAGAAGUCGUUCUAACAGUUUUUUGUGUUGAAAUGCCACCAUCUUUUGUUGCGAUACUUCACGUUAAGUCAAAAUCGGGUACGUGCGGUGCAAAGCUUUUAAGGCGACUGGAACUGAGGCUUUUCUUGGUACACGGUUGUCUCUGUAAGCCCCAUGCCGAUUUUAAGUUUGGCAGAAGUUGGCCUUUUUCAGCCCUGGGCAUCGAUUAAGCCUUGCCGAUUCUUCUAUGUUUUGCAAAAGGAUGUUGUCCUAUUUCAGCCCUGGGCAACGAUUGACCCCCACCCACCAAGAGGCGGGCGGCCAGAGUGUGACCCAUCUAUUUUAUGGAGUAAACGUAGGACUACUAGUUGACGGUGGAGACUUGAACACGCAAUCGAUAAUGUGCUAAAUCAAGUGUGUGAAUGCGUAGAACAAAUACAUGACAUAUCACGUUACCUACC